UUAAGAUUCGCCCUAUUCAAGACUAAAGUGGCGGCAUAACCACUGAGGAUAGCUCUUCUUCUGCCUCCUUAGUUUCUCUCUUUUUCCUCCUCUCCCAACUCUGUUGGUGAUUCUUCUCUCCAUUAACGGCCUCUUUAACUUGAAUCCGAAUCUGGGUUCAAUCCGUAUUUGUCCUUUUGGUCCCCGUUUUUGAUCGGGUUUCGGUCCUUUAUGCAUGAUUUCAGUUUUAACUUGUUUGCUUUGUUCAAAAUGAGUAACACAUUGAGGCUAAGGGUAAAGGUCAUGUUUUACUUGGUUUAUGACAGAGGUUAGUUGUUUAAACUUUGAAACACGAUCUCCGGCCUGUACAUUAGUUCCAGGCAUUCUUUUUCGUCGGCCAGUCUUUUCAUGUUCAUAUACAGCUUCUUAAAUAAAGGUGUUGUGUGUGGUUUUUGAGCCCAACAUCUCUAUUGUUUUCUCUUUUUUUUUUAAAUAUAUUUCUUGUACAAGAGUUGAUAUAAAUCACGCUACUAGUAUUGAGACAAGCUCUGCUCAUGGAGGUCGUGAUCAAGGAAAAAGGCAAGAAGGGCAACCUGAUCGUUAAGACUUGGGAGCGAUGCAAAUCCAUUGGGCGUGCCCGUGCUCUUUCAAAGAAGAGCAAAUCGUGGCCAUCUAUGGAUGCCUCUCUCAAAGAAGAGAAACGCACCAGAAAGAAUCGAGUGGCCCCCGAAGGCUGCUUCUCGGUCUAUGUUGGACCACGGAGACAAAGAUUCGUCAUCAAAACCGAGUACGCAAACCACCCGCUUUUUAAGAUUCUGCUUGAAGAAGCCGAGUCAGAAUACGGAUUCAACAGCGAAGGACCCCUGGUGCUUCCAUGCAACGUUGAUUUGUUUUGCAAGGUGUUACUGGCUAUGGACGAUGGCGACAAUCAGAUCCGCCAGGGAUGUAGCUUCGCCAAAGGUUAUGGCUCGUAUCGCCUCCUCAGCCCACCUCGGAUGAUCGCGAUAAAUCAGUUCUAAUUACUACUAGUUUAUGUUUCAUUUUUACUUGUGUGUUCUCUGUCAUGUCUCGCUGUUAAGAUUCCGUCUGGAUUGUGUAUUUGAUAUGUUUUGGAAAAAGCUUGUAAUAAUUAAUUAUCAUGUUAAAGUAGUAGAGUUAAAACUUAAAAGUUAGACAUA
Theobroma umbraticum is the source of this 1157-nucleotide messenger RNA. Its product is annotated as auxin-responsive protein SAUR32-like. Lineage: Eukaryota; Viridiplantae; Streptophyta; Magnoliopsida; Malvales; Malvaceae. The record is from RefSeq and is a predicted model, not a curated record. Gene Ontology annotation, biological process: response to auxin.